This is a messenger RNA of Cyprinus carpio (common carp), 1802 nucleotides long. RefSeq names its product DCN1, defective in cullin neddylation 1, domain containing 2a. Gene Ontology annotation, molecular function: ubiquitin-like protein binding; cullin family protein binding; ubiquitin conjugating enzyme binding. NCBI's taxonomy places the organism in Eukaryota, Metazoa, Chordata, Actinopteri, Cypriniformes, Cyprinidae. The record is from RefSeq and is a predicted model, not a curated record. Gene Ontology annotation, biological process: protein neddylation; positive regulation of ubiquitin-protein transferase activity. Gene Ontology annotation, cellular component: ubiquitin ligase complex.
AAGAACUAGAGUAAAAACAGCUUACUGUGCAUCGAUGGAAAUAACUGUCGGGUAACCCGGUUGUUUUGCACUGGCUGCCCUGAGCUUGCCAUCUCAUAUUACAUGCCAAGCGCGAGUGGCCUGUCACAGGUCCGCACAUGCUUGGUGCUUCAGUCGAACUUUCUGUAACCGGUAGAAUGUCCUUUUAAAUUGCCACAUAGGUCUGGUUCUGGACAUUUGGUCAGCGCUCUGUUUAUGCAUAAACUAAAAUCCUCCCAAAAGGACAAGGUACGGCAGUUCAUGUCCUUUACUCAAGCCGGGGAGAAGACCGCCGUGUACUGCCUCACUCAAAAUGACUGGAAACUAGAGGUGGCCACCGACAACUACUUUCAGAACCCAGAUUUGUACCACAAGGAAUCCAUGAAAAGCUCAGUGGACAGAAAAAAGCUGGAGCAGCUUUACAAUCGCUAUAAAGAUCCCCAGGAUGAGAAUAAGAUUGGGAUCGAUGGAAUUCAACAGUUCUGUGAUGACCUCAAUCUGGAUCCAGCCAGCAUCAGUGUUCUGGUUGUGGCAUGGAAAUUCCGUGCAGCAACACAGUGUGAAUUCAGCAAGAAAGAGUUCAUUGAUGGCAUGACAGAGCUGGGGUGUGACAGUCCGGAGAAGCUUCGAGCUCUUCUGCCCAGAUUAGAACAGGAUCUGAAAGAUAGCGGAAAGUUCAAAGACUUCUACCAGUUCACCUUCAACUUUGCCAAGAAUCCUGGACAAAAGGGUUUAGAUUUAGAGAUGGCAGUAGCAUAUUGGAACCUGGUUCUGGCUGGACGUUUUAAGUUCCUAGACCUCUGGAACAGAUUUUUAUUGGAGCAUCAUAAGCGAUCAAUUCCCAAAGACACAUGGAACUUGCUCCUGGAUUUCGGCAACAUGAUUGCAGAUGACAUGUCAAACUAUGAUGAAGAAGGAGCAUGGCCUGUUCUCAUCGACGACUUUGUGGAAUACGCUCGGCCAAUCGUGACGGGAUCAAAACGCAAAACUGUAUAGUAACGCUGCCCCCGGGCGAGAACUCACGCCUUGGUCGCUUCAUUGACUUUGUAGUUUUUUUAAAGACUUGUAAGCAUUAUAAGAGAGAACUAAGAGAAACACUUGAAACUGACAAGCUUUGCAAAAGGAAAAUCAGGAUGGGAAAGAUGACUCAGACUUCCACACAUCACACAGGAAGGACAAGAGUGCGAAACUCAAGAGUCAUCAAAUGCACAUGGCCAACUAUAUUUGCACUGGCGACUCAAUUCUAGCCCGAAACCCUUGGAGAUUUUGGGUGGAUAACUUUGAACCUUGUACCUCAUCUCCAUAGCAAUCAGUGUCACUCUGUAGGGCCGAGUCCUCAUUGCCUACCCACUCCUCACGGUCUGAAUUAUGGAAUAGUCAGUCUCUCCGGUUUCGUUUUAGAUUAUGUACUCAUCUGUCUGGGUGUGUAUCUCAUGCAGGACGUGAUGCUGAUCAUAUCCGCAUUUUAAGCCAGACAUUCAUGGGCAGGACAGCAUGCGGCACACAACACCAGCACUAUUGUUACAGUUGUAAAAUACUGUAUCUACUGCAGCAGUAUGUACAGAGAGAAAUGUAUUAUCAGUAAUGUUUUAUUAUAUGAAAUAUGAGACAUAUGAAAGAAAGGCGUGGUCAAAACAAGAUGCCUCCAUACCAUGUUCUUGUGUGAUUUUAGCUCAAACGUGUCAUCUGCCCUGUUGCAGAACUUGUAACAGCACGGUUCAGUGUUACUCUUUUUUUUUUUUUGUUUACCAGAUUUAUGUUAAGGAAUAAAUUAUUGCCCUUUA